UCCAAUUUGAAAUGCUUUUCACGUUUUAUCGCACUGGUUUGCUAUUUUUUGCCUUGGUGUUUUUUCUUACUAUUGCGUUUUUAACCUUCAUAUCCUCUUGCCUACCCUACAUUCCCGCAGGGAAUGGCGAAAUGCCAACAAUCUCAAACUGAUAAAUUUCGCCUAGAAUCAACGUAAUAAAUAACAUUUCACAGCAAGGUAGCAUAGCAUAUUGACAGCCUGCCCCAAAAGAAUUUGAAUUUCAUUUUCCAACUUCUUUCUUGUGCCAUUGGCAUACCGUUUUUUUUUUUUGUUUGGUUUUUUUUUUCAAAGUAGAGCGCACACUUUAUUCGUCCUUCCCUGUGCAUAUACAUUUGAUCUUGUUUCUAUACACGGAGCUGUAUUUUGUUCAUUGCCUCAGGAAAAAUCAGACAAUCAAUUACGAUGACGGCUUGCCAAUUGUGCAUUUCAUGAAAAGAAAAGGGGCAGUAAAUGCGCUCUUUCAAUGGUAAUUGAUCGUGAGUAGAAAUAAAGCUAUCGGCAUAAUCUAGGGAACAAAAAAAGGAAUAAUGGAAAGUGAUUAUAAUGCGAACUUUGGUUUAUUUCUUCUUGAACCACGCCCUUUUCCUCAGCCUUUUAUAUCUUUUCUAUCAUUUAUUUUUAGCGACUACGCCCGAUUAACGAAAAUUUUUUGGCACGUCAGUCGCCAAUAAAUUCACUUUCAUUUCCGAGUUAGACGUUUAUUUUGAAUGUGUGUUAGCUCUCAUAGUUCUAGCUGAUUGAUCGAUUCCCAUUUAGAUAUUGAUAUUUCAUAACAUAAGAUUUUCUGACGGUUAUUAUCCUUGUUUUAUAAAUAAAAACUAUCUUCCUGGCUGAAUGUUACAUUCCGAACAAACGUGAUUUCUUCUGUGCAGUAAUUUGUCGCGAAGAACAAGUUAACCACUUUCAAAACCAGUUGAUCACUGCUGUAAUUGUGCUCUAAGACUUAACAUUCAUUGCCAACGCAGUUCGUUGACUUUCAGCGCUUUAUUUCAAAAGAAAAUUAUUCCCAAUGUCCUUAUUCCACGUGUCCAAAGUAAUAUUGCGGUGUUCUGCUGGAAGGUAGGGAGUAAAACCGGAGAAAUUGUCUAUUGUCUCAAGGUAAAAAAGCAGGUGAUGAAUAAUGAGACCAUAAGGUAUCACCCAGCAGAUUUCAAACUAGUUUCCUAAUGCUGAUUUUCUUUCCUGGUGCGAUAAACAAAGACCGUGUACCAUUUAUGAAAACCUCUCACAAGGUCUCUCUUUCUUUUUCACCAACAUUUGCAUAUAGCUUUAUCAUUUAAAGUAAAACAAGUAGGCUACACAUUUAUUAAUAAUUUUACUGACAUUUUUUUUGGACGUGAUAAUUAUCACGAUACUAUCAGGUGACCUAACUAGAGGUUUCACGUAGACACCACUAUAAACAUGGCGCAAUUGCUCUGAAAUCUAACUGGAGCACUAACGUUCUCUCUCAAUUUUAUCCACACGUGUGCUUAACGCCAAGGUAAAAAUCUCACCUUCACGAGAGUGUGUAAAUCCGGACAACGACCUUCUCGAUGAGUGACAAUCUUCCUGCCUGGUUAAUGAACCGUAUUGGGCUCAUUAUUAUAGGUACGCUAUGCGAAAAGAGACACAAGACGUCAACUACUAAACUGCUGUUAGAUUCUGAGGAACUAGGCCUAUACUUUGUUGCUUGUAUCUUCUCUGCCAUGAAAAACCAAGUAAAGAACAAGAUUAUGGAUCACUUCUUUUCGAGUUGAGGUGAGAGAAUGAAGUAUAGCGUUGCAUUCAAAAAUCAAAGGACAGCGAAAUGAAUGGUUUCUCUGCGGCAUUGUUUAAAUACCUGGUGGUAUUAUUUCUGUGCUGCAGACUAUCGCAGGUUGUCCAUAGCUCUUCGAUCAAAAACACGGAAAAAAUAAAAGAAAUAGAAACCACAAAGCAGCUCGUAUUCGCCAAACCACACGAUGCGGUCCACACCCAUGAAAAUCCUUGGUAUGAACAUCAACCAAUUUUCAGAGAGAAAGACACCCAAUCUUGGAGUUAUUCAAACACAGAGGCUUGGCCGUUCUUAUUUCCUACCUGUGCUGGUGAUCGCCAGUCACCCGUUAACAUUGAAAUAGUCCUUUUGAAAGAUUAUUCAAAAUUUUAUUUUGGCAAUUAUGGUGGCAUUAACCGAAUGGUUGUAACAAACAAUGGCCACACAGUCUUGUUUAGUCUACCUCUCAGCUCUUCACCAGAAUCUGUACCUUACAUAACCGGUGGCGGAUUACCAGACCGCUACAAUUUUUUCCAGUUCCAUUUCCACUGGGGAAGUGAUUCUUCGCAGGGUAGCGAGCAUCGUAAUAGCUAUCCGGCCGAACUUCACCUGGUUCAUUACAAUACGAAAUAUGGUUCGUUUGCAAACGCGACCAACUACGAUGACGGGUUGGCCGUCUUAGGCAUUCUUAUUACGGUGGGAAAAUCUACCCGUUUAGCUUUUCGUACUGUUGUCGAUCAACUGAGCAAAGUUGAGAACGAUGGUGACGAAACGACGAUGGAAAAACCAAUUUCAUUAAACGAGUUAUUACCAUCUCGAAUUACCUCUUUUUUCCGGUAUUCAGGUUCCCUGACCACACCCAAUUGCGAGCAAUCAGUUGUUUGGACCGUCUUCGACAAUCCUAUUGUUGUGUUGGAAGAUCAGUUGUCAGUAUUUCGAAACUUAAAGGGCAAAGGAGGUUUGAUUUUGGUGAAUAAUUUCCGUCCCACACAGCCUUUGGAAAGACGCAUUAUCACGUAUCGAUCUCAUACAGGAUGUAAUGUGUAUAGGAAUUGGUCAUUAUUCCCUCCACGUAUCAAAGAUGUCUAUCAAUAUUGCAUUUGUAGGCUAUUGCAUCUUUUUAUGUGAUUUCUUUCCUCAACCUUUUCAUAGUAAAUUAGUAUGGCAAUCGCCAACCUGUUUCGCCACCAUAAAUAUUAAAAUACUCUUAGGUUUUUUUUCUUCUAUCGAUCUAUCGAUUAAUGUAAACUUUUAAACAAAACUUUUUACAGCUUGCGCAAUAUUCGACCUGAUCUGAGUGGUCAAUAGAUAAUUUUCACUUUAGCUCCCCCCGGCAGCUGAGGGUAAAUAUGACAUUUUAACGUUAGCGCCCUUCAGCUGCCGGGGGGAAAUCGGCUUGACCAUAUUUUAUUUCCCCUCAGAAUUUAGCGUAGCCGUAUUUUAUGUAGUAAAAGGCACACUGUCAUGUCAAACAACUAGCAAAAUACAAUGAAUACCAUCAAUUCCCCAGGAUGAAAGUUUUGAUUAAUUAGAAGCGCUUCAGGAUCUUAGAUUGAAAAAAGAAACGUCUGGCGCUCUGGCCUGAUGAUGUCUCAUAAGACCAUAGACAUCAGCUUUGUCGUCUCGUGAAAUCUCUUAAACUCGCUUUUUAAGAGGAGGAGGAGUUCACGUGAUGACUUGUUGAUGAUUCCUUAAAUAUACAUGCACACCUGUUGGAAAUAUUGGAUGCAUUUGUUUUUCAUCGAACAAAUUCAACAUUAUUUAUGUGCAGUUAGGUGUGUUGUUGUUGCUCUCCGUCUCCCUCGUUCGCUAUGCCUAAUGAAUCUGUGCUCGGAACUGGCACAGGUUGCGUUUUUUGCAUUUUCGUGAUCCUCGUCCAAUUUGGGAUCGACUCCAUGUAUCAGCUCAAAAUACCCGAAAAUCGCCAAAAAUCGCGAUUUUGGUCAACUUCGACUUUUGGCUAAAAACACGUCAUUUCAACCCCAAAUUUCGCAAGGAUCACGAAAAUCCUAUUGGUUUUGUUAUGGGGUCCCUAUUUCCGGAGAUAUUGGCUACUUCCGGUUACUUCCGGGGUGUUGCAGCUAUUUCUCUUUUCUCAAGCAGACGAACUGUUUGGCAGAUCAAUUUCUGAUAUUGACAUGAUCGCCCUCUAGCGGAAAAUCUGUCAGGAAAAUAAACCCGAUUUUUACAUUUUUUUCAAUUACGUGUAUAUUACUAUAAAACUACAUGAUUUGUAUUCGAAAUUCAACGAAAAUAAUGAAAAUUUAGUUCAAUUUGACUUGGAAGAAAAAGUAUGAGUUAUUUUUUUACAAGAAAGUCGGGCUUACUUCGCUUAUGGAAAGGUGGGACUGGGAGGGUUUCAACUUUCAAGUUUGGUUUCAAAGUGGGUGGCGCCUUGACCAUAUUUUCUAGACAUCUAGGAGAGAAAUAACUAACUCCAUGGAAUUUUUAUGGACAUGUCAGCUAUCCAGUCAGCUGUUUCAUUUCGCGUGGCUUCGGACUGAGGAUGGAUGCUUAAACGUACGUGUCUCCUCUUGAAAUUCAGGAUGGAUGCUUAAACAAUCGCCUCUCUUCUUGAAAUUCACCACAGAUUCCUUGUUUUUUUAGUUGCAUCUUUGAACUCAAUCAAUGCAGAGUUGUCACAGGUAUUAUGGCAAAAAUUCAUGUCAAAGAAACAUCGUAUCACAUUUAUCAAAGUUUUAAAGGAGGAGCAUGGCUUGGCUUUGCUAACACGUUUUCAUUCCGUUAGUCUAAUACACCCAUUUUGUACUAAAGGUGAUAAGUAAAGAAAUUAGCUCUAUAUAAUCUUUUUCCCUAUCUAGAUUUUGAAGAUUCUUGGAGGUGACAUGUGAUGUUAGAAUUUAUUGUUAACAGUUAAAGGUUUUUUGUAAUUGUAUUUUCAGGUCUUCGGGAUGUACCUGAAGUGCUGUGGUGGCCGCAGAAUCAUUCAGUGAUAAAGGAAUGCUAUUGUUGUUCUGUUAGUUAAAUACAAGAUUUCCAGUAUUAA
Messenger RNA from Daphnia magna, 4760 nucleotides. Its product is annotated as carbonic anhydrase 2. The coding region runs from base 1808 to 2881 and encodes 357 amino acids. Gene Ontology annotation, cellular component: plasma membrane. Gene Ontology annotation, molecular function: carbonate dehydratase activity; zinc ion binding. The record is from RefSeq and is a predicted model, not a curated record. NCBI's taxonomy places the organism in Eukaryota, Metazoa, Arthropoda, Branchiopoda, Diplostraca, Daphniidae. The transcript is spliced from 11 exons.